Molecule: messenger RNA, 264 nt
Organism: Rotaria sp. Silwood2
Lineage: Eukaryota; Metazoa; Rotifera; Eurotatoria; Philodinida; Philodinidae
Source: the annotation of a GenBank genome assembly
AUGCAGUGUUACACUCGUCAUUUGAUUUCAAAAAUCGCUCGUACUGUGGCCAUCAGACAACAUAAAUAUCGUAAGAAUGUACGACCAAGCAAAGUAAUUCAACAACAAAUUGAUGCUGAUUGUAGUUGCACAACAGAAGCAAUCAUUCAAGCACAUCGUGAACCUGAUAUUCCAUUCGAUUUAUUGCAAAAGCGUACUAUUGAAGAAAUGCGCAAAAAAGAUUCUCAACAAAAGUCAGGUCAAUAUGUGAUAAAAACAUCUUGA